CUCAGUCCUCUUAUUGUGCGCUGGAUCCAAAAAAAAAGCUGUGACUGACAUGGCAUGAACUUGGAUGCUUCAAGAAGAAAAGCUCGUGUGCUAGAGAGGAGAAGCUCUUCAGCUGGACUGAAGUUAAACUGGAGAAAAAAAAAACGGAGAACGUGAGCAACUGGAGACGCAAGACAGAUAGAGAAGAAAAGAAAGACUGAAACAGAAGACCUCUCUACGCUGCAAAUUUUAACCAUGGACAAUGACAAUGACCAUAUACACACAAACGACUAUUCACAGCAUCAAGACAGAGACUUGUUCUCCUCUGAAGAGGACAGCAGUCUCUACUUCACCUACAGUGGCGGCUGCAAUGUGCUGGAGGUCAAAAACCUGCACUAUGAGGUGAAUACAGCAGCUCAGAUCCCGUGGUAUGAGAGGCUGUCAGAGUUCAAAAUGCCGUGGGAAAUUAAAGGAAAUAAGCAGACAGCCAUCAACAAGCUGAGCCUCACUGUCCACAGCGGACAGAUGCUUGCCAUCAUUGGCAGCUCAGGUUGCGGUAAAACGUCUCUGCUGGACAUAAUAACUUGUCGGGAUGAAGGAGGCACUAUGACAUCGGGUGAGAUUCUAAUUAAUGGGAAGCCCAACACGCCCCAGCUUGUGAAGAAAAGCAUCGCUCAUGUCCGCCAAGACGAUCGCCUUCUUCCUCACCUCACCGUCCGUGAGACUCUCAGCUUUGUCGCCAAACUGAGGCUCCCCACUCACUUCACACAGGCUCAGCGGGACCAGAGGGUGGAUGAUGUUAUCGCGGAGCUGCGGCUGCGGCAGUGUGCACACACCAGGGUGGGAAACAACUACAUCAGGGGUGUUUCUGGGGGAGAGAGGAGGAGAGUCAGUAUAGCUGUCCAACUUCUCUGGAACCCCGGUAUUUUGAUCCUGGAUGAACCCACAUCAGGCUUGGACAGCUUUACAGCUCACAACUUGGUGAUUACACUGUCCCGUCUGGCUCGGGGAAACCGUCUGGUUCUGCUGUCAGUCCACCAGCCUCGAUCGGAUAUCUUCCAACUCUUCGACCUCGUCGUCCUGUUGUCUUCAGGUUCAGCUGUUUACUGUGGUGCAGCUCGUGAGAUGGUGCCUUAUUUCACUGCUCUCGGACACCCCUGCCCACGAUACUGCAACCCCUCUGACUUCUAUGUUGAUCUGAUCAGUAUAGACCGGCGCAGUCCAGAGCAAGAAGCUGAGUGUUUGGAGAGGGCGAGAGCUCUGGCUGAGCAGUUCAUGGAAAAGGUCCGUGAUACUGACGACCACAUGUGGAAAGCAGCUGGGACGGAUGUGACACAAACUGACAGCCCUCAGCAGCCAAGCAGGGGAAAAGGAGAUGAAGUAAUUACUAUUUCCAAGGGCCAAAAAAGACUGCCAGGCAGACUACACCAGUUUAAUGUCCUCAUCAAGCGUCACAUGCAUAACGACUUUAGAGACCUAGUCACCAUAAUAGUGCACGGCCUCGAGGCCCUCCUCAUGUCACUGCUGGUCGGUUCUCUCUACUUCGGGGCAGGAGAAAACCGUCUGUCCAUUCAGGACACGGUGUCCCUCCUCUACAUGAUCGGAGCUCUCACCCCAUUUGCUGUGGUGCUGGACGUCAUAGCUAAAUGUCACACAGAGAGAGCCAUGCUCUACCACGAGCUGCAGGACGGCAUGUACUCUGUGACCUCCUACUUCUUCGCCAAGGUUUUGGGGGAGUUACCAGAACACUGUGUGUUCACCUUGGUCUAUGGUCUGCCCAUCUAUUGGCUGGCAGGACUUAAUGAAGCACCAGACCGCUUUCUGCUCAACUUCUUGUUAGUGUGGCUGAUAGUUUACUGCAGCCGAGCCAUGGCUCUGUUUGUGGCUGCUUCACUGCCCACCCUGCAGACUUCCGCCUUCAUGGGCAAUGCUUUGUUCACGGUCUUCUACUUGACUGGAGGUUAUGUUAUCAGCCUGGAGAAUUUGUGGCUUGUGGCCUCAUGGCUCUCUCAUGCCUCAUUCAUGCGCUGGGGUUUUGAGGGCAUGCUGCAGGUGCAGUUCAGAGGCAAUAAGUAUCCUGUCAACAUUGGAAACAUCUCUAUUAGUGUGGAUGGCAUACACGUGGUAGAGGCUCUGAAUAUGAACCGGUACCCUCUGUACUCAUGCUACCUGGUCCUGCUGGCAGUCUGUUUGAGCUUCAUGGCGCUGUAUUUCCUGUCUUUAAAAUUCAUCAAGCAGAAGUCCAGCCAAGACUGGUGAACAAGACUAGAAGUUGACCAAACACCUUUGGAAAUCACACACACAUCACCUGGGCUCUUACUACACAAAGUAUUUUUGCAUAAGUGGAGGGAAGGUUCUAGUUUGACUAGUUUUGAUACCGAGCUUUCGAUUUUAUUCUUAUUUAGACACAUUUUAUUAGAAAAGUUCUUAAUUCAAAUGUUAAAAGUAAAAUACAUGUAUGUUUGUAAUUUCAGUAUCCCAAACUGUCUCUCUGUAGAGUGCAAAAAUAAAAUACUGUGUUUACUUGUCCAAAAGAUUUCAAAAUGCAUCCGUCAUCUACAGUUUCAAAUCUGUCAAUAAUAAGAAUUUGCAGAUGAAAAAGUUUUGGAUGGAGAUGAAGCAGAUUGGAGUUGCAGUGCCGCUGCCUGCUGCUGGAUGGCAGCAGAGGACUGUCGUAACAGUGAUAUCAAAAUGGUGAACUUUUCCCUCUCUCUCCUUUUUCUCAAACAUGGCAAAUAAUUAGUGCUGCUUUGGUAGAUAUCAAUCUGGAGCUUUUGCUUGUUCCAUUUUCGAUCUUUUCCCCCUCAGCUUUAUCUUUUUUUUUUUUGUAUAUGUAAGGUUAUUAAGCUUAUUAUUAAGCCUGAAUA
Archocentrus centrarchus (flier cichlid) is the source of this 2846-nucleotide messenger RNA. RefSeq names its product ATP-binding cassette, sub-family G (WHITE), member 8 (gene abcg8). Bases 235 to 2238 code for a protein of 667 amino acids. The transcript has 13 exons. Lineage: Eukaryota; Metazoa; Chordata; Actinopteri; Cichliformes; Cichlidae. Gene Ontology annotation, molecular function: ABC-type transporter activity; ATP binding; ATP hydrolysis activity. The record is from RefSeq and is a predicted model, not a curated record. Gene Ontology annotation, cellular component: plasma membrane; signaling receptor complex. Gene Ontology annotation, biological process: cholesterol homeostasis; cholesterol efflux; transmembrane transport.